This is a messenger RNA of Nematolebias whitei (Rio pearlfish), 4525 nucleotides long. It is a transcript of the gene tshz3a, whose product is annotated as teashirt zinc finger homeobox 3a. Gene Ontology annotation, cellular component: nucleus. Gene Ontology annotation, biological process: regulation of transcription by RNA polymerase II. Bases 339 to 3665 code for a protein of 1108 amino acids. The record is from RefSeq and is a predicted model, not a curated record. The transcript has 2 exons. Gene Ontology annotation, molecular function: DNA-binding transcription factor activity, RNA polymerase II-specific; DNA binding. NCBI's taxonomy places the organism in Eukaryota, Metazoa, Chordata, Actinopteri, Cyprinodontiformes, Rivulidae.
CAGGCAGCCGAGCUGGACGCUGACGCGCACGUUCUCUGCGCGAUCGCACCGAGAAAACUCCCAACAAAAUCCAUGUUUGUGGUUUGAUUCCUGCUCCUGUCGACGGUUCCUCCUCCUCCUCCUCCUCCUCCUCCUGGCUGCGUCUUCCCGACGAUGAUUCCUAGUUUCCCUUUCCGUCGGACUCUCCGAUGUUGUGCAGUCUACUACGCGAAGGCGUAAAUGUUCGUUUUUUUUUUCCUGAUUAGAGGUGGAUCUUCCCGGAUACGACGAGGAGGUAUAGCUCUACGAAUUGAAAAGCAAAACAAAAAAGGAAGCUUUGAACGGAAACAUUGAAAAAAAUGCCACGGAGGAAACAAGAAGCGCCCAAGCGCGCAGCAGCCUAUUCUCCUGAGGAGCUGACGGAGCACCCUGUGGAGGAAGCAGAAGCGGGAGAACGGCCCUCGGUACCUCAAGAUGACCUUCCCAUGAAGGAGGAGUUUGUGGAGCAAAGUGUAGGGACUGCCAAGGAGCAAGCAUGUGAUCAAGAAUCAGCUGACACCACUGAGCUCUCUGGACAAGAGAUGGACAGUGAGUCACAUGUUAGUGAGUCCAGUGACCGCCUUUCAGACUUUGAGAGCCCUUGCAGAAAAGCAGAGGCCGCAGCUUCUCAGAAUGCUGACGCCAAGACACCUCCCAUAUGCUCGGACACCUUAGAGCAAAUGAAAGCUAUCUACUCCAGUUUCCUGACCAGCCCUUUGUGGUCACCGCUGAACCUAAAUUCCACACCACUACAGGCACAGUCCUCUGCUUCAGCAGAGAAGCAAACGCGCAGCAACAGCACUAGCAGCAGUAGUAGCUGUAGCAGCGGUAGCUAUGACUGGCAUCAGUCGGCAGUGGCAAAGACACUGCAACAGCAUCCUCCUCAGAGUCGUCAUCCUGCUCCAUCUGAGCCCAGCCUCUUUAGUACAGUCCAGCUCCACAGGCAAAACCCCAAACUGUUUGGCUCAAUCUUCACCGGAGCCAGUAAGUUCCGUUGUAAGGGCUGUAGUGCUGCUUAUGACACCCUGGUGGAACUGACAGUUCACAUGAAUGAUACUGGCCACUAUCGUGAUGACAACCAGGACAAGACGGGCAGUGGUUCUAAGCGUUGGUCUAAGCCACGUAAGCGGUCCCUGCUGGAGAUGGAGGGGAAGGAGGAUGCCCAAAAAGUUUUGAAAUGCAUGUAUUGUGGCCACUCCUUUGAAUCCCUCCAGGAUCUAAGUGUCCAUAUGAUCAAGACCAAACACUACCAAAAGGUGCCUCUGAAGGAGCCCAUGGCCCCUGUGGCAGCCAAAAUCAUGUCCUCUAAGAAAAAGGCGCUUGUGGGUCUGGACCUCACUUCAGCACCACGCUCAAGAGAAGGAACACCCAAAGCAAAAGCAGAACUGAAUGAACUCUCACAGAAAGCUUCCUCCAGUCCUUACACCACCCCCAAUAACCGAUACAGCCACCAAAAUGGUGCUAGCUACACUUGGCAGUUUGAGUCUAAUAAACUUCAAAUCCUCAAGUGUAUGGAGUGUGGUAGCUCAUAUAAUACACUCCAAGAGUUAAGAACCCACAUGAUGGUGACGGGACACUUCUUGAGAGUGACCAGCACUGUGGGUAAAAAAAUCAAAACACUUCCUGAGGCCACCUCACCCAAUCCAGGAAGGGUCACCACACCUACUGAUCAGAGAGUCCAGUCUGUACCACUUGCACCCUCCAACUUUUCUCCUUCACCUCUUCAGACCACAUCAAUUUCACCUACCAACUCCCCUCCUCUAAAAGAAAUCAAAAAGGAGGAGGUUGAGGAGGAAUGCACCCAGUUCGAGACUGUUGAAAAUGAAAAAAAAGUCACAGUAAUGGUUGGUAAAGAGGAGGACGUUGAGAGGGAGGAAAAAUAUGACAUUUCAAAGUAUAAUUAUCUUACAGAGGAGGACCUGAAAGAGAGUCCUAAAGGGGGGCUAGAUAUUCUCAAAUCGCUGGAAAACACUGUGACAUCAGCUAUCAACAAGGCACAGAGUGGGAAUCCAAGCUGGGGGGGCUACCCCAGUAUUCAUGCAGCCUACCAGUUCCCAAAUGCCCUCAAACUCCAACAAGGCAGCAUGGAAAAGAACUCACAGAUGAAGUUCUUGUUCAAUGGAGGAGAUGGAGCCUUGUCCCCCUAUGCUAAAAACCAGCCACUCAUUUCCCCACCAUUAAAUCAGUCCUCCCCCUUUCCCACUAAUAAUUUUCAAGCAAUGGAAGAUUUGGUGAAAAAAGUGACAGAGAAAGUAGCAAAAGUAGAGCAAAAGGUUAAGCAGCUGUCCCCAAAGAGGGAAAACCAGCUGUCCCCUUGUAGUAGUGACACUGGAGAAUCACACAAGGGACGAGAGACUGACUCUCCUGGGGAGUGGAGGGAGGUUACUCCAGCUAAUAGUGACAAUGGAAGCCAUAGUGAAAGGGCAUCCCCAGCAACAGAAACCAAGAGAGACACAGCAGUAAAACCUCUUGCCUCACUGAGGUGCAGCACUGCCAUUAUCACUGGUCAUACUCCUCCUGAGCAGCCCUUUGUCAACCCACUAAGUGCUCUUCAGUCAGUAAUGAACAUUCAUUUGGGGAAAGCAGCCAAACCCUCUUUGCCAAAUCAAGAUCCCCUUAGCCUGCUUUCUAGGCUCAGCCAGAGCAUGACUGAGAAAGCUGCUGUGGCUGCCUCUCCAUUACAAACCAAAAAGCCAGAAAGUGUAGUUGAUAAUAGUUUUUGCCAGUUCAACGAUGACCAGCCUAUUGACCUCACGAAAAGCAAAAACGAUAAAGGAGGCUCUGUGAGCUCAGCCCCACUAACACCUUCAUCCACAGCCUCCUCAAUUUCCCCCAUCUCUCUUGUUACUCCUGCAAAGCUAACAGUGGUGUCUCCCUACACGUCCAGCAGUCCUCUGCAUGAAAAUGCAUUGUCUGAUAUCUCUGACAUGCUUCGAAAUCUGACACAAUCCCAUCCUGCAACAAAACCUCUUUCACGACCUCGGCUUGCAGAAAAACCGGAAGUUGUCGGAUCUACGCUCGAAGAGGAUGACUCAUCCCUGCAUGGACACAAACGCAAAGGCCGCCACUCCAACUGGAACCCACAGCACCUUCUCCUUUUGCAGGCCCAGUUUGCUUCCAGCCUCAGACAGACUUCAGAGGGAAAGUAUGUUAUUAAUGAUCUGAAUCCACAGGAAAGAAUGCACAUAUCUCGUUUCACCGGUCUCUCAAUGACCACCAUCAGCCACUGGUUGGCCAAUGUCAAGUACCAGUUACGGAGAACAGGGAGAACUAAGUUCCUCAAGAAUCUGGACUCCGGUCAGCCUAUUUUCUUCUGUAGUGACUGUGCCUCACAGAUUCGGACCCCAUCAGCUUAUGUGUGCCACCUGGAAGCUCACCUGGGCUUCAGAAUAAGAGACUUGGCCAAGAUGUCCCCCAAGCAGACUGUUAGGGACACUAAUGCUCUCACUGAGAAACUAGUGCCCCUGGAGUCCUUCAUUUCUCCACAAUCUCCAGAUGAUUGCAGCAGUAAUGGAGCAGUGUACCGCUGCCAGCUUUGCGUUCGAAAGUUUGCCACUAAGCACGCCAUCAAGCUUCACCUCAGCAAGAGCCAUGGGAAGUCUCCAGAGGACCAUCUGCUAUAUGUGUGUGAAUUAGACAAACAAUAAAUUUCUCUUAGCAGUAGGCAUACUGGAAAACAUGUAUAAUGACUUUUGAUCACAACAUAAUCUUCAAAAUAUGGGGUAAUAUACCAUGAACUACUGUUACAAAAUGUCAGCACAAGGUGUUUACAUCUGUUCGGCCUAUAAACAUUUCUGAUUUUCUGUAUUUCAAAAGACAAUUAUUUCACAUGGAAAUAGACUGUAGCUCAAAAAUAUUCAGCUUCCUCUGUGUUCAAUUUCAAAAUGUUUGACAACAAAAGUGAAUCUUUUGACUAGAGGGUCAACAUUAACUUGAAAUCUAUUGACUUCAUUGUAUUUAUUUUACAUUUUGAGAGUUUGGAUUUUAUUUGCUAGUAGACUGCAUGUUUUACUGUUGCAUCUGUACAGUCCUGUCUUGUUGAGAUUAGAAAACGCCCUUUGAAACAAGUCAUCUUUCAACACCUUCAAGCAGCCAAAUUCCUGGGAGAGCUCCUUAAAAGAAUCUGCCAAACAGCAGAAGUUCAUUAUUAUUAUUAUUAUUAUUAUUAUUAUUAUUUGUUAUUGUUUAUCAUAUUUCUUGCUGAUUGUAAAAUCUGCCUUAUUCAUGAUCAUUGAAUAAGGGGCACUUAAAAUCCAGGUCUGUGUAAAAAUGUAUAUAUAUAUAAAUAUAUAUAUAUUGUGUAAGCUUACAAUUUGCUGUUUAAAUUAUGCAUACUGUUAUAUUUCCUAAUUUAAGAGGACUAUGACUAUCCACUGGUGCAGAGCCUUUGAAGAAGGUUAAAAAGGACACUGUUUUGCACAAUAGUUUUAUAAAUGUUAUUUGAUAUAAAAAAAAACACUACAGAUAUGUUGAUGCCUUGUGCUUCUAUCAUUAAAUUGAAUUAAUU